AGGCACCGAUGCAAUGAGAGCUCGGGGUUCGUAGAGUAGCGGGUGUGCGGUCCAAUGGAUGAACCAUAGCCACGAGAUUAGGGGUGUGGCGAAGCUGGUCGUUAGGGGGCGUGGCGUUAGUUGCCCGGGAGGGGCCGGUAGCGGCGGGAGCUGCACGGCACCGGCCGAAGGGUUCCGGCUGCAUUUCCAUGAGAGCAGCCGGCAAGAGCGGAAGAACUGGAACCGAAUCGGGAGAAAAUCACGUCGCCAUCGCCAACCAGCGACAGAACAGACUCCCCAGCCACCUUUGGCACUUACAGCAUUUGCAAACCUUACAGCACAAUAUAAAUAAUAAUUUGACUACAAACGGCUCAACGGCUUUCUAAGGACGAUAUUCAAAAAUUCUCACUAUUAAGGAACAAGUGACAUUGGCUCAAGAUGAAUGCAAUGCUAGAAACCUCUGAGCUGCCUGCUGUGUUUGAUGGGGUAAAGUUAGCUGCUGUGGCAGCUGUACUCUAUGUGAUUGUCAGAUGUUUGAAUCUCAAGAGCCCGACAGCCCCACCUGACCUCUACUUCCAGGACUCUGGGCUAUCUCGAUUUCUCCUGAAGUCCUGUCCCCUCCUGACCAAAGAAUAUAUUCCACCCUUGAUAUGGGGGAAAAGUGGACAUAUCCAGACUGCUUUAUAUGGGAAGAUGGGAAGGGUAAGGUCACCUCAUCCUUAUGGCCACCGAAAAUUCAUCACCAUGUCAGAUGGAGCUACUUCAACUUUUGACCUUUUUGAACCUUUGGCUGAACAUUGCAUUGGAGAUGAUGUCACAAUGGUGAUUUGCCCUGGAAUUGCCAAUCAUAGUGAGAAGCAGUACAUCCGAACCUUUGUCGACUAUGCCCAGAAAAAUGGCUAUCGAUGUGCUGUGCUGAACCACCUAGGUGCACUACCCAAUAUUGAAUUGACAUCUCCGCGAAUGUUCACUUAUGGCUGUACCUGGGAAUUUGGAGCCAUGGUGAGCUACAUCAAGAAGACUUAUCCCCAGACCCAACUAGUUGUAGUGGGUUUUAGUCUGGGUGGAAACAUCGUGUGUAAAUACCUGGGUGAAACCCAGGCAAAUCAAGAGAAAGUCCUUUGCUGUGUCAGUGUGUGUCAAGGAUAUAGUGCAUUAAGGGCACAGGAAACUUUCAUGCAGUGGGAUCAGUGCCGAAGAUUUUACAACUUCCUCAUGGCUGACAAUAUGAAGAAAAUCAUCCUUUCUCACAGGCAAGUUCUCUUUGGAAACAAUGUUAAGAAACCUCAAAGCCUUGAGGAUACCGACUUAAGCAGAUUGUACACAGCAACAUCUCUAAUGCAAAUUGAUGACAAUGUGAUGAGGAAGUUCCAUGGCUAUAAUUCCCUAAAAGAAUACUAUGAAGAAGAAAGCUGCAUGAGAUAUCUGCAUGGGAUUUAUGUUCCACUCAUGCUGGUUAAUGCUGCUGAUGACCCCUUGGUGCAUGAUAGUCUUUUAACAAUUCCCAAAGCCCUUUCAGAGAAACGAGAGAAUGUCAUGUUUGUGCUGCCACUUCAUGGAGGUCACUUGGGCUUCUUUGAGGGUGCUGUUCUUUUCCCAGAACCCUUGACCUGGAUGGAUAAGCUGGUGGUGCAGUAUGCCAAUGCCAUUUGCCAAUGGGAGCGUAACAAAUCCCAGUGCUCAGACACAGAGCAAAUGGAUGCCGACAUGGAGUGAUGCCCUUACAGACUCAGAAGCACUCCAGUGGCCCUUCCUUCUGAAACUAUUCAUCUCCUCACCUGUUGCUUCAGGUUUUCAUCCUUCUCAAUAACCUGGGUAUGUCAGCAGGGAAGCUUCCCACCAAGAGCACCUCUCGCCGAGGCAGAUGGCUGUCCCCAGGAUCUUCAAGCUAUUUUUAUGCUUAGGUUACUGGUUUUCUUUAUUGCAUUAUUGGCCAUGUUGAUGAGUGGCAGGACUCUUGAUCACCUGUCCGAUUUCAGCAUUUGAUUAAGCCAAUUGUCAUCUAAUUUCCCUAUUAAAAAUGUAUCUGAACAGCAUCUUUGCUUUGCCAAUCAAAAAAAUCUUCCCAAGAACAUGGCAAGAUGUAUCCUAGAGUUUUGUGACUAUACUUUAUGCCGUUGUUUCAACUCUGAAAGGGCCUGUGGUUCCAAGCCAAUACUGAGAGGGAGCUUGAACCACUUAGCAUGAGAAUUUGGAGGAAUGUGAGCUCCAUAAGCAGGGGGGAAAAAUCAGCUUCUAUAAUAAGCCAAGCUCCAUAUUUAUAACACUUCCUAAAGGGUCUUUCUCCCUAUUCAGCAAAGAUUUUAGGGUAGAACUAUCUUGUGUUUAGAAUUUCUUACUGAAGUUUAUAACCAGAGAUGUCUGAGUAUCAGUGACUAUCAGCUUUGGGCAUAACGAAGGCAUGUACCCUUUUGUGCAUUUACAGUAGAGGGUAAUAGAUAGAAAAUUUCUGUCACGAUGACCUUGGACAAGUCAUUUAACCGCUGUUAGCCUCAGUUUCCUCAUCUGUAAAAUGAGAGUUGGACUAUUUGAUACCUGAAGGCCUGUCCAACCCUAAAAUUAUAUGAUGAUUGAUAUUUGUUUAGACUUUGAGAGAACAGAAUUCUAAAUGACUUCCUGUUCUUUGAAUUUUUGCCCACAUCAAACAAGUAGCCUUGAAAUGAUUUUUGCCUUUCUUUUAUUUCCUCAUUACUUAUGUAAAGGAUUUUCUUUAGCACUGAAUUAUGUGCUGUUUUUGUUUUUCUUUUAGCCCAGGUCUCCUUAACACUAGUUCAGUAGUUUAAAAGUAGAAUUUUAAGUUUAAAGUUAAACAUCUCCAUUUGAAAAGUAGUCUGUUUCAGAACAUAAUUUUUAUUGAAUCUCCUUUAAUUAUGUACUGUUAGAUAGACUUUUCCGAUCUCAAGUCAAAAAAUGUUGGUUGGGAUUUGGGGUUUUAUCCUUUUCCUGAUCUGUUGGCACAUGUGUAUCUAAAACAUUCAGUGAUUUCUAUAAUCUAAAGUUCUAAAACCAGCAGUUGCUAUAUGGGAUUGUACAGCACUCAUAAUGAUAUUACUAGGUAUCCUUUUUAGUCUUUUACCUUCUUUAACUUCUUUGACUCCAGCAAUAAGUAGAGGCUAAAUUGGAAAGCUCAGCUGGGGAGAAGUAUUCAGGCACUUUGAAGGCAUUAUUUUUAUGUCCAUUGACAGAAGGAUAUGUGUAUUGCCCCAAGUGACUGUGAUGAUAAUGACAAUUUUUACCUGGAAGAAAUUCCGUGUGACAAUCAUUAGAUCACCAUCUUAUAAGCAUGAACAACAACCAAUAUUGAAAAAUAUUGGAACUCCUUUGAUCUCCAUUUUGCUUUCUGAUUAUUUCCCUGUUCCAUUUAUUGUAAUCUCUUUUCCAAGUUUUAUUCUUUAUUGCCUUUCCUGUGACACUCUUUUAGCACCAAUUAGCACUUUAAAAUUUUAGCCUUUAUUUGGCAAUUAACCACUUUGGUUGUGGUGAAAAAAUUCUGUCCCCCAAACUCCCUUCCCCACUCACAACUAAAAUCUAAAACAUAAGACAUACUUCCUGUUACUGGCAUCACUUCUCUGAACUUAGAUUAGUUAAAGCAAGCAAUAAUUUUAUAACCAUUGAAUUACUGUAUCAAAAAUGGCAGACUCCUUUUUGUUUGCCUUUGGCCAUUUCCUGGCUUAUUCUAAUAACUGGCACAUAUGCAUAUGCUGCUACAUUCAGUAGGAAAAAAAGGAUCAGAUCAUCAUUAUCCUAUACAUAAAAAACAAAGGUAGGGAAAAGAUCCAGUCAUGUCUUUUUUCCAUGAUCACUUGUUUCCUGGUGACUGGUUAGCAAUAUCAUUGAUUGCUUUUGUUGGAAAAGAAUCACAUCUAUCUUUCAGCCUUUGUAACUAUAUAGCAAGAAUUUAACAUGCAACAUCUUAUGGACAACUUCCCACCUACAUUUUUUUUGUGAAGUAUAACUGAUGGUGGCAUUUACAUUCCAUUUUGGCCCAAGUGGAAUCAACUGAAACCCUUUGUACGUAUUCCAGUCUCUUCACCACAGUGAGGGUGAGGGUGUGAGUGAGGCUUUUUGUCUUACAAGGAAAUUCUUGUUUUUGUUUGCUUCUUUAAUGAAUAUGAGUAGGCUCUGAAUUUAGAGAAAUGCCAGCUUCCCUAUAAGGCAUGGAUGCAGUGUAUCAUUUUAUAUGGAGAUUUUCUUUUCUCUUCCUCCAAGCUUCCUAUUCCAUUCCUUUCAGGCCACCUUGACAACCAGUAGUCAUUACCAAGAAGUAGAGAUUUUUUUUUCCUCUGCUUUCUGGUCUGCUUCCUGGUAAUCUGUCUGCAUUUGAUUGGUUGGAUCCACAUGAAAAUGACAAAACCUUUCUGGCCAUUUCUUAAAUCUGUUUUUAGAUAUUCUUAAUACACAGUAUCAAGAAACCCUGCUUUAUUUUUCAAAUGCUACUCUACCUCGCCUUAACCAGAAAUAAAAAUUAUACCAAUCAAGGCUAACAGUGUUGAAAGUUGUGAGUCUAGUAGAGGAAGGAGCAGUUGCCAUUUGGAAAAUUAUAUGAAGCCCUCUUGAUGCAUCUAUAUUUAAGGAUACACUUUUAACAGAUUUGGAAAACAAGCAUUUGUCUCCCUGGGAGAGAAGCUCUCAUUACUAGAGUAAGAUAAAGGCAGAAGAGACCUUUUUUUCAUUUGUUUUGCAUCCUUAGCUUAAUGCCCAUCGGAGUUACCCUCUAUCUUGUGUAGCUGUUGUGUUACCACAUUUUCCAAUGUGGAAGUUUAUCUGAAAGAAGGAUUAUGCAUUCCUGAGUCUCCUUAGGAAGAUGUUGGCUCAGUUACCAUCUAGUUACUAGUCAUUGAUGGUCAACCCAGAUUUGUUUACGGAACUUCUAGACUGGGUCUUACCACUCCUAUCUUCUCUAGAUACCUUGCCCAUGUAAUAACAGCUGUGUCAAGGCUUAUCUUAAUAAGGUUUAGAGAAAAAGCAAUUGUAUUUUAAAAAACUAACAAAGACCACCAUCUCCCUUCAGGAUUUUCUGUAGCAUGACCAUUAUUACCUUAAACCCUCUCUCAAUUCAAAAGGGUUUGUAAUCUUGGCCCAUGUUUUAUGGGGAUCAGUUGAAUAUCAUCAUCAUUCAACAUGAGCCAAGCAGGACAAUGAGACUCUUCCUAAGAUAGAAAAUUCCAUAUACUUAGCCUUUCUUUUUCCAAAGCUAGCUCUAUGUGAUUCAGUGAUUAAAGCAAUUUGUAGUCUUCAGCAUAACUACAUAUAGCUCUUUAUAUAGCCAAGUUCACUAUGCCAUGCGUCCAAAUUACAGAUCUCUUUAAAAUGUGACUUAAUGUGAGCUCCAGGGGCACAAUGGAACUUUUGUUCCUAUUUAGGCUUUAUAAGUGAGCAGAUGUGUAGGAUUUGAGCUGCUUUUCUUCUUCUAUUCUGAUUAUGACUUAGACCUGAAGAUUAUUGAGGCAAUACGCUAGCUUUAAAGAUCUUACAGAUCUUCAUCCUUCAGGCAGUACAAAAGGGCCAUUUAGUACUAUAUCAUUGCAGUGUCCUAUCAAUGUCCUUGGAAAUGUCUUCCUUCACACCCAGAGCCUCCAGGAAAUCCUCUGAUAUCUACCAUAAUCUUGUAGUGUCUCUCUGCUGUGAGACUGAACCAGAACUAUCAUCAGACAUAGAAAAUGUAUAGUCCCCACUCUCAUUAUAUAAUUAGUGUGGAUCCUAAGAUCUAGUCCCAAAUUCACUAAAUAUGCAGACUUACAGACCUCUUUCUGCCUAGGCUACAACCUAGGCCACCUUGGAUCAAAUAAAUGAUUCACAGAUACUGAAUUUGGGUUUGCCCCUCUUUAAACCUAUACAGAUUGGGCCACUUCUAACCCUAGGAGAAUAAGUAGCUAAAGAAGUUUUCUUCCCUCUUACCAAUAAAGCAAAAGAUAUUUAACUCUCUGUGCCUCGUUAAGAUGAGGAUCACUGUUGCCAAAGGGCCAGAGAGCUAUGAGACCUUCCAAUCUAAAAAGCUGCUGCUUCUGACCACCGUUGCUUUUUUCAACAACACUUCAAGCAUUUCUCUUACAAAGGGGCUUGGCAGGAGGCCAGUCUCCAAGACAGGAAAGCCAAACCAGCCAACCCUUUUUUCAGGUACCAUUCAUCAAAGAGCUGCCUCUUCUAGGAUGUCAACCUUCUCUGUAAUAGUCUCAUCUAUGCCCUAAUGCCCUAAUUAUAAUGUUGACUAAAGCUUUCAUAUAUUUUAAUGAGUGGACUUACAUAGUUUCUAACCAUUGGGGUAGGUUACAUAUUCUAAUUUACAUAAAACCUCUAGAUCUUUGCUUCAUUUUUGAUGAAUAGUAAUAAAACCUUAACUUAAGAUAUUAACUUUUGAAAAAUAAUUGUGUUCACAUUAGCCAAGAGAUCCACUAUUGCCAUAAAUUCAAGAACUGCCUUCAUUUGAAGGAUUUGCAGAAGCGCCUUCCAUUUCAAUAUUCAAUCUUCUUCCAGGCCUCCCAUGAUAUGGUAGCCAACAGGCCAUAAAAAUUCAGCUGACCACCUUGGGCCUAAUGAAACCCACUCAUUUCACAAACUGUUCAUGGCCAUGAAUAAUUUUUCUUUAUUUCAGAAGUAGUUUUUUUGGGGGGCAGGGAAGAAUGAGGGAACAGACCCUUUUCAUUUUUCCUAAAGCACAAUUCAAAGUAAAAAUCUCUCUCCUUCCACACUGGUUCCAGAUGAUGAGAUAGUUCACUCUGCCUCAGGAAGACCUACACUGUACCUGAGCUUUCUGACUUUUGCCACUACAGCGGCCUUAGCAAAGCUGGGAGGGGGGAGGGGGAGGGGAGGGGAGGGGAUAGGGCAGGGGGAAUGAGUGUGUAUUUCUUUCUGUAUUUUGGUUGGACUCUCCCGUUCAACAUAUAUUCUUAAUUUUGACAGAUUUGCUUCCAGAUAGGUUUUUUAAGAGCCUUCACUUCCACAUUCCUGUUAUGUUGCAAGGUGGUUGUUUGUUUUUGGUUUUUUUUUCCCUAAAUUUAAAAUGCUGCCCUGAAAAAAAAAAAAAAUUAGUUUGUAUACUGAAAACCUUCCAGCUUUUGGAUCUUAAAGGGUGUGGGAGGGAGAGAAUGGGAUCCUUUAGCUCUAAGGCAUUUAAGAUUUGCAACUAACAAUGCAAUUUUUUCUAAAUACGGCGAUGUUUACCUUUAUUAAGAAAAUUAUAUUAAGCAAUGGUGUCCUUGAUCUUUUUAUUUUCUCAUAUUACUUUUGGACCUAUUUUGAUUCUGUGUGGUGGUAAACAAAUAUCAUUGCAAACAAAAAUGAUAAUUUUGUUAUCUUUGAUUCAAUGGAAUUUCUUUACUUAAAAAAAAAUAAAGGACAAAAUCAACCAA
Antechinus flavipes (yellow-footed antechinus) is the source of this 7328-nucleotide messenger RNA. RefSeq names its product abhydrolase domain containing 2, acylglycerol lipase (gene ABHD2). Gene Ontology annotation, cellular component: sperm flagellum; sperm plasma membrane. Gene Ontology annotation, molecular function: acetylesterase activity; monoacylglycerol lipase activity. The transcript is spliced from 12 exons. Gene Ontology annotation, biological process: medium-chain fatty acid catabolic process; medium-chain fatty acid biosynthetic process; steroid hormone receptor signaling pathway. The record is from RefSeq and is a predicted model, not a curated record. The coding region runs from base 418 to 1695 and encodes 425 amino acids. Lineage: Eukaryota; Metazoa; Chordata; Mammalia; Dasyuromorphia; Dasyuridae.